AUGUCUAACACAAGAUAUCCUGAUCACCAUUAUAGUGCAGUCCACAAGAUACCUAACCACCAUUACCACCACCACUACAACCUCAACCAAAGAAAUGAUUCUGAUGAUGAAAUCGAUGUCUUUGAAGCUACUAAGUAUUUUGCAGCAGGAGCCAGUAGUAUUCAUCAAAAAUCAAUGCUGAACAACAAUAAGAAUAAUAUCAGGAACCAAGAUGAUCAACCAGUAGGAAGGAGAUCAAGAAUUAGUUUAGACUCUAGUCCUUUUAGAAGUAACCAAAGCUUUUCAUCAUCACAGUCUCACCGUCAAAAACAGACCAAAGAUCAGAAGGCUUAUUUAAAUAAAAAUAAAAAUAAACAACCCGUUUCUCCAGGUGGGAAAUUAGUAAGUUUUUUAAAUUCUCUUUUCAACCAAGCUUCUUCGUCGAAGAAGAAGAAACCCACGACAUCAAGUAUCAAAGACGAAGACCAAGAAAGUCAUCGUGAAUUAGGUUAUGGCAGAAGGAAAAGAAGAAGUAGUAUAAGCCAUUUUCCAAGCUUCAAUAAUAACAGCAACAAAAUAACUACUUCUACAGCUGCUUCUAUUUCUGAUAUGAAAUCAUCACCAUUACUAUUAUAUUCUUCUUCCCUCACUAGUGGUUUUAGAACACCUCCUCCAUUCAGUACCAAAACAAAGAUGUAUCAGAAUUCAUCAUCAACAUCAGAUCUAGUUACAACCUCAAACCAAGAUUUUUUGUUUUCUAAUAACUUAUCAAAGCAUAGUGGAAGAGGUAGUUCUAUAUCAUUACAAGAUCAGAAGAUGAUUAAUAGAGAUAUGGAAACACUUGAUGUGCUUUAUGAAAAAUAUAAGAAAAUAAACUCCUUAUCAGAAAAACAACAUAGUAAAGAUAAAGAUGGGAAUAUGGUGAUGAGGAUAAGGAGGAAGAAGGAUAACGAUAAACAACACGAUCUUGAUAUGGAUGAUGAUAAUGGUGGAGAAAGUGAUUCAAGUUCAGAUUUAUUUGAAUUACAAAAUUAUGAUUUGUGUAGUGAAUAUUGUUCGGUAAGCGGUGUAAUUACCAGUUUAUGAAACUAUAAUACUUAAGACUUCAGUAGUAGGAUCCCAAUAAUCAUUGUUACCCUCUUGUUGAUUGUUUUUAUCAGAUUAAGUAAACAAGCUAGUGAAAUUCACAUGGGUUAUGUCAAGGGACGGAACCAAGAAUUAUGGUUGGGUAGGGCUAAACUAAUGCAAUUUUUUUCUUUAUUUCUUUCUUCUUGGUUCCAUGAGAUGUUGAAAGUUUGUACAAAAGAAGCUCUAAAGUAAUACC
Messenger RNA from Papaver somniferum (opium poppy), 1303 nucleotides. Its product is annotated as protein BIG GRAIN 1-like E. The record is from RefSeq and is a predicted model, not a curated record. NCBI's taxonomy places the organism in Eukaryota, Viridiplantae, Streptophyta, Magnoliopsida, Ranunculales, Papaveraceae. Bases 1 to 1065 code for a protein of 354 amino acids. Gene Ontology annotation, biological process: auxin-activated signaling pathway. The transcript has a single exon.